CACACCACACCUGUGCCCAGCAGCACGUUGCACAGACAUACAGAGCCGCACCGCUGUAUCUCUGUUGCCGCUUUGCCGUCCGUUGCCCUUAAAUCUCUCGUCUUCGUUCUCUCGUCUUCAUCCGCUCGUUCGUCCAGCCGCUUCUUGCUCCCCUCUCUUACCACGUCUCCGAACUUGCAUCCCCCCGGCCCCGCCAUGACCUCUCCCGCUGUGACUUCCUCUGCCAAUACCACACCCCAGUCCGGUUCAUCCCAGGGCCAGAGCCGCUUCGGAGCUGCGACCCCGAGAUCCGGCUUCGCCCUUGCUGCGACCUCGUCCACCGACCCACCCAGCGUGGUCGGCAACUGCAUCUCGGCUCGGUAUGAUUUCAAGGAUCCUUCCCGCAUCGCCGCCCCGGCACCGACCAACCCCGAGCGCCGAGGAGCCCCUCCGCUGAUCGACUAUACCGUCUACGACUGGACCAUCGAUCACGCCAAGGACCUGGUCACAUUUGGUGCAACGGGUGGGCUCAUGCUCUCGGCCAAGCCGCCGGACACUCUCAACCCGUAUGGAUCCAGUACCCGUGUUUCAUCGACUCGCUAUAUCCUGUACGGCAAGAUCACCGCCCGCCUCAAGGCCGUGCGUCAGAUCGGCUUUGUCACGUCCUUCAUCACAAUGUCCGAUAUUGGAGACGAAAUCGACUGGGAAAUGGUCAAGGGCCAGUCUCAGAGCAACGUCUUUUACCACCAGUACCAAGAUCAGUCUCCUUGGAACCUGACCAAGCUCGACCCCGAAAAGGGCACUCACUACGGGGCCUUUGUGCCCUCGGGCGCCUUCGACGACUGGCACAUCUAUGAAAUGGACUGGACCCACAACCAGAUCACGUACUCUAUCGACGGCGUCGUCCAAAAGAUUUUCACAAAGGCCGGCGACGGCAAACAGUCCAAGCAAGUCCAGAGUGGCCUCAUUCAAUACUGGUAUCCUACAACACCAUCCCUCAUCCAGUUCUCCCUUUGGGACGCCGGCGAUUCCGAUCGCACACGGGAGUGGGCCGGCGGCGCAACCGACUGGAGCGGUGCUGACCCGAAUUACGGUCGGUACGCCAUCUUCGAAUAUGUCCAAGUCCAGUGUUACGACGACAAGGACCAACCUGUUCCAAAGUGGCCAGCCGAUACUCCCGACCAGCGGGCCGGACGAGGCAUCGUUGGCGUGCCUAUGAAUGCCGACGGCACUGUCCCUGGCGAAACCAAUCCCUUCCUGGUCCCCAACACCAACACCUCCAACCUCAGCCCCGGCAGCGGCCCUUCGCCUGUACCGUCGUCCUUUGUCGAUCCACGAACCGCCAACCGACAUACCAGCGGGGCGGGCCAGCUGCAACUUACUCCCUUCAACUGGAUGCUGAUGCUGGUUGCAUUCUGGGCGGCGCUAUUUGCUCGCCAAGGGUAAAGGUACCGAGAUGGUGAAAUAGAGGGCAACUGAGCUAAUUGCCCAAGGCCUUGACGAUGCCGAGGCCGAUCGGCGCUUUUCACGCCGUUGUUGCUACUUUGGCUAUCUCCUUGAUAAUACAGCGAGUCGAAAACGAAA
Molecule: messenger RNA, 1563 nt
Organism: Polychytrium aggregatum
Lineage: Eukaryota; Fungi; Chytridiomycota; Chytridiomycetes; Polychytriales
Product: concanavalin A-like lectin/glucanase domain-containing protein
Exons: 5
Coding region: 196-1425 (409 amino acids)
Biological process (GO): carbohydrate metabolic process
Molecular function (GO): hydrolase activity, hydrolyzing O-glycosyl compounds
Source: RefSeq, a predicted model, not a curated record